Euleptes europaea (tarantolino) is the source of this 794-nucleotide messenger RNA. It is a transcript of the gene RAB33B, whose product is annotated as RAB33B, member RAS oncogene family. Gene Ontology annotation, biological process: Rab protein signal transduction. The record is from RefSeq and is a predicted model, not a curated record. Gene Ontology annotation, cellular component: Golgi apparatus; endosome. The transcript is spliced from 2 exons. NCBI's taxonomy places the organism in Eukaryota, Metazoa, Chordata, Lepidosauria, Squamata, Sphaerodactylidae. Bases 29 to 712 code for a protein of 227 amino acids. Gene Ontology annotation, molecular function: GTP binding; GTPase activity.
UGUCAUCGCCGGAGCCCCAGGCCCGGCCAUGGCGACCGAGCUGGAGUCGUCGCUGGAGCUGAGCUUGUCGAGCAGCUGCGCGGAGCCCGGGACGCUGCCCCCCGCGCGCUCCCGCAUUUUCAAGAUCAUCGUCAUCGGGGACUCGAACGUGGGGAAAACGUGCCUCACUUUCCGCUUCUGCGCCGGCCGCUUCCCGGAGCGCACCGAGGCCACCAUCGGGGUGGAUUUCCGCGAACGCGCCGUCGCCAUCGACGGGGAGCGAAUUAAGAUCCAGCUCUGGGAUACAGCAGGGCAAGAGCGAUUCAGGAAGAGCAUGGUUCAGCACUAUUAUAGGAAUGUACACGCUGUCGUAUUUGUAUAUGAUAUGACAAACAUUGCAAGUUUUCAUAGUUUGCCUUCGUGGAUCGAGGAGUGCAAGCAACAUUUGUUCACCAAUGACAUACCCCGGAUUUUGGUUGGAAAUAAAUGUGAUUUGAGAAGUGCAAUUCAGGUACCAACGGACAUGGCGCAGAAAUUUGCCGAUACUCAUAGUAUGCCACUUUUUGAAACAUCUGCUAAAAACCCUGAUGACAACGAUCAUGUGGAAGCCAUAUUUAUGACCCUGGCUCAUAAGCUCAAGAGCCACAAGCCAUUAAUGCUUAGUCAGCCACCUGAUCAUAGCACAGUACACUUAGAAUCUGAUCCAAAACCUGCUAUCACAUGUUGGUGUUAACUUGCAGUAUUUUUAGUCACUCUGUCUAGUGUGCAAGUGCUUUAAGGGUGUGGCCUUGGUCAUAUUCCAGUGCAGUAGGAAU